Molecule: messenger RNA, 2422 nt
Organism: Tachysurus vachellii
Lineage: Eukaryota; Metazoa; Chordata; Actinopteri; Siluriformes; Bagridae
Gene: dhx32a
Product: DEAH (Asp-Glu-Ala-His) box polypeptide 32a
Exons: 11
Coding region: 169-2400 (743 amino acids)
Cellular component (GO): spliceosomal complex; intracellular anatomical structure
Molecular function (GO): RNA binding
Source: RefSeq, a predicted model, not a curated record
UUAUCCAUUAUUACAGUCCAACAAAAAAGUAUCCAAGAAUAACGUCUGAACGACGCGUUCGGACUGUUUCGCGGCAGGAAAAUGUUUUUUUCAAGCUUAUUUUUGGACACCCAAACAAACGCCGCUACUUUGGCACAGUAAGUUUCUCCAGACGCACUUGUUUGCGCCAUGGCGCAGAGCAGUAGCCGCGCUCUCGUCGGAGAAAGUGCGGAAAUGAAUGAAACGAGUUCUCUGAAGGAUUUGGGAGAGCUUGACGAGGAUUUCGGUUUUGGAGAUGAUCUGGAGCUGAACCAGUUUGAUGGCCUUCCCUACUCCUCCCGGUAUUAUAAACUCCUGAAGGAGAGACACCAGCUCCCUAUCUGGGAAUCGAGACAGGAGUUUAUGACCGUUUUAGAAACCAAUCAGCUCGUCAUCAUCUCGGGUACAACAAAAACUGGUAAAAGUACACAGGUUCCGCAAUGGUGUGCAGAGUUCUGUCUGUCAGCACAGUACCAGCAUGGUGUCGUGGUGUGUAGUCAGAUCCAGAGACAGCAGGCUGUCGAUUUGGCCCUGCAUGUAGCUGAUGAGAUGGAUGUCAAUAUUGGCCAUGAAGUGGGCUACAGCAUUCCACUGGAGAACUGCUGCUCCACUGACACUAUUCUCAGGUACUGUACUGAUGACGUGCUGCUGAGGGAGCUGAUGUCCGACCCGUUACUGGAGCACUAUGGAGUGGUUGUGAUUGAUCAGGCUCAUGAGCGCACCGUGAGCACAGACCUCCUUAUGGGUCUGCUUCGGGAAGUGCUUCUGCAGCGUGCAGAGCUUCGGGUGGUGCUGUUAUCUGUCCUGCCAGCUUCUCACACUCUCCUCACACACUUUAGCGGUGCAGCUUACCUGCACGUCGAGGCAUCGCGCUCACCUCAAGUCCUUCACAGCAGCCGAGAAGGUACAGACAGCUUCUGCGCAGCUCUGAGACUUAUCCUGGAGGUGCACCGGACCAAAAAGCCCGGGGACAUCGCCGUGUUCCUCGCUUCAGAGCAGGAUGUAGGGUGUGCCUGUAGUCUUCUGGCUAAAGAAGCAUCCAGGUUGAGCAGUAAUCUUGGAGAGCUGGUGCCAGUGGCAGUAUGCCCAGGCCAUGCUGGGAUCUGUCCUCCAAUCACACAGCACCAAAAGAGAGGCAGGAGGGUCUUUCUGUCCUGCAGUCAAUCUGAAGACAUGUUUUGGUCGGUGGACACGGUCAGUUUUGUGAUUGACGCUGGAGUCGAGAAAAGAUUUGUGUAUAACCCACGGUUGCGAGCCAGCUCUGAGGUGAUCAGACCCAUCAGUCGAUGUCGAGCAGAGAUCCGUAAACAGCUGGCUGGAUCAGCAGGGAAGUGUUUCUGCCUGUACCCUGAGGAGACAGAACUCUGUGCUGAGAUUCCUGCUCGGAUCCUAGAAGCAAACAUCACCUCGGCUGUGCUCUUCCUCAAGAGGAUGGAGGUGGCUGGAAUUGGGCGCUGCGACUUCAUCAGCAGGCCGGAUCCUGAAUGCUUGAUGCAAGCUUUAGAAGAGCUGGAUUAUCUUGCAGCUUUGGAUGAUGAUGGAAACCUUUCUGAGAUCGGGAUCAUAAUGUCCGAGUUGCCUUUAGACCCUCAGAUGGCUAAAGCUCUGUUAGCGUCAUGCGAGUUUGAUUGUACCAGUGAGGUGCUAACCAUUGCAGCCAUGUUAGCAGCUCCAAGCUGCUUCCUAGAGCCUCCUGUUGGCAUGGAAACAGAAGCGAUGCUGUGUCACAUGAAGUUGUAUCAUCCAGAGGGAGACCACUUCACUCUGAUCAACAUCUACAAUACUUAUAAGUCCAGUCAGAGAGAGCCAUAUUUCACACAGGAGAAGUGGUGUCAGGAUUACUUUCUUUGCUGCGCGGCUCUACAGACUGCAGACGCCAUAAGGGCCGAGCUCACUGACAUUCUGAAGAGACUGGAGCUCCCGAUCUCCGCACCAGCCUUCGGCACCAAAACCAACACAUUCAACGUCAAGAGAGCGCUGCUGGCUGGGUUCUUCAUGCAGGUUGCUCGUGAUGUGGAUGGCUCUGGGAACUAUUUCAUGCUGACCAAUAAGCAUGUGGCACAGCUUCACCGUCUGUCAGCUUAUGGGGCCAAAGCGCACAAACUUGGCCUGCCUGAGUGGGUGCUGUUUCACGAGUUCACACUCAACAGUGGAAACUGUAUCCGUACCAUCACACAAAUCUCACCCAUGGUGUUCACGGAAAUGGCACCACAGUAUUUCUUCUCCAACCUGCCUCCUAGUGAGUGUAAGGAGCUUUUGCAGCAUAUUUUGGACAACAAGGUGGUAGGGAGUAAUAAGAGCAGACAGAAAAUUCAGUCUGUUAUAACAGACACAACAAAAGGAGAGGAGUCUCAGUCUUUUGACAGAUGUGUGAUCCAGUAAUAUUAAUGCACAGGCUUUAGUC